Messenger RNA from Varroa destructor (honeybee mite), 2432 nucleotides. RefSeq lists its product as uncharacterized. The record is from RefSeq and is a predicted model, not a curated record. Lineage: Eukaryota; Metazoa; Arthropoda; Arachnida; Mesostigmata; Varroidae.
UAAUUACUCUGAUUUGUGUAGAUUGACUCGAAUUGAAAAUUGAUGCGAUAAAGAAAACGAACCUCAAAGCUUUGGCACGGCAGGGAUUAACAUUAGAGCCCGAUAAUGAAAGAUUGCAAAGGGCAGAUGAAGUAAGAGGACGCUCGUAUACGCCCGCUAUAGCCGUGACGAGAGGGGAGAAGAUCCGCGAAGGCGUUUAAAUGUAUCGGAACGGUGGAAUGCAUGGAGCCUUUCAGUCGAUGCCGAAGGGAUCUGUCCUUUAUGGACAAAGUAUAGCAGAUCCUGGAAGUUACGGUACAGCGAGUCCUUUUGAUCACAUCUUGCACCUGCUGAGUGAGCUGCUUCGCUCUAUUCAGUUCCAUCCUGCUGCUAAUGGUGCGGCUAUUUCUGGUCCGGAACCCACUCAUUAUACUAGAACGGAGCCGGCCGGUACAAAUUCGGGGAUAUCAGGCAGCCCAACAGUUUGCAACUCUGGCUUCAUCAAUUCAGUCGUAGGUCAACCGACUGUUUUCGAAGCUAGGUCAAGUUAUGCUCCGGGAAGUUGUGCUCGAGAAGAUGGUGUCUGGCAUGCAUAUACUUCAGGCACGCCACAAGGGGGUAUGGUUCUCGAUUUUGACUCACAUCGAUAUUUUGAUGAAGUCGAUGCUCAUAGGAUUUCGGCGACAGCGGAUCCCUAUAUUGUGGGUGGAGGAUUGGGCGCAGGCCCGCUAUUCAACUUGGAGGAACUUAGCCCAUACCGUUCACACGCUGGGCAGCACCAUUACGAUGCUAAUGACAACUACGCUGGCAUUUGCUCGUUGGGUAGCUUUAAUACUGGCCCCUAUAAUGAAGCCGAAGCAGAAGCGCUCUACCAAUCUGUACAGAAUCAAAGCUUGGUUGGAGCACCUCGAGCCGCUGGCCUCGGCUUCGAUAAGGGCCGCCUCUCAGAUACUUUUUGUGGAAGCAGUAUCUGUCCUCGAAGUGCCUGCCCUCGCGAGACGUUCAAUGCGGGCCCAUAUUACGUAAGCCGAGAAACUUUGGUAGUUUCACCUUGUACAGCUGGCGACCACCUAUAUGGCCCUUGUCGCAUUUUACCUCCAGACAUUGCUCGCUACGAAGCCCAAAGGAAUAUCCUGUCUCGACCCGUCGUCGGCGGAGCAAACUAUAAUACGUGCUGCACGUGCAUCUGUAUAUGUCGGACCGACUUUAAUCCAAUUCGCUGGUAAACGCUACCAUAUGAAGAAGCUGAUUGCCUUGCCUCUACUAUGGAUUACGGGGCUAGUCUUGUCCGGAAUGAGGAAAACUCGGACUUGCCAUUUUGGUGCAAACCUUGGCUUCCCAGCGAAUCCCCUAAUUAACGCCACCGGCGAAACACUACAUAGAAGCACGGGCAAUAAUGAAGCGAUGUGUUUGGACACUAACGGUAUCAGCUCCGAUACGAACCGUUCACAGGCACCUCAACUGACAUGCUGGAUUCUGGUUCGCGCGGUUAUUUUAGCCUCACUUGGUGGACUAUCACUAGCAGCUAACGGUGCGACCCUAUUCUCGAUUUGUUGUCAACAUACGCGGCGAUCAGCACCCCAUGGAUCUAGCUUGUACACAUUUUAGCACAUAUGGCCGUGGCGGAUUCGUUUGUUGCGGCAUUCUGUCCUUUGGCCGAAGCGGCGUGGACAUAGACCGUUUCAUGGUUAGCUGAAUCCUACCUACAAGGCGGUAAAAUUGUUGUUAUUUGCUCUUUACAUACCAACCCCGUUUCCCUGGAACUCAACAGAUAGGUUACGUGGCAGAUAACAACUAGUCACAUUCAAACAGUUAAUACAGUAGCCCCGGGGACGGCUUAUUAGUAAUGUAAAUGCUUGCUAUUUUGAUAAUUUGAGUAACGCGUGUCAAAAAGCUUUCUUUAUUUACAUUAGCUAGUCUCAUAUCAUGGGGAGAUUUGGAAGCAACGACCCCGGAAAAAUUGCGAGUAAGCUUUAUUUCUUUACUUAAUAUUCAAUGCAUAAAGGGUAGGUUGAAACGCGCGUACUUGAAUGGAUACUUAAGACGGAGGCUUAAAUUGACCAAUUGUUCGUCGGUUAACUUUGGCCUCAAAAUUGGAAAUGCAUAUCAGCAUAUCAGUUUGCUAUUAUACCUCAUGAUAGCAGGGGCAUUAUACGGUCACGUUACACUUCAUCUUGUGAAAGAUACUGCUUAAAGUAUGCCCCUGAAUGUCUGCCUCCUGUUCCUUUUUCAAGUCUUUGGUGCGUUCUCUGCCAUUUUUAUUGGCAGUCACUUGCUCGGACUUCCCGAGUGUUCCAAACUGUAGCUGAAUUGCUGGGCAUGUACUCAAAUAAAUUGGGCUCGUCAAAGCGGCCAUGAGCUAUUUGCUUUCUAUGGGGCAAAAUCCUGCAUAGGUCCAUAAGAUUGUCCGAGAAAAUAUGGUUCUAGCCGUUCCCCCAACUAAAUUGAAUGGA